AUGUCGGAGCUCAGGUUUGACGGCCAGGUCGUUGUCGUCACCGGCGCGGGCGGCGGUCUCGGCAAGGCGUACGCCAAGUUCUUUGCGUCGCGCGGCGCCAGCGUGGUUGUGAACGACCUCGGCGGCUCCUUCAAGGGCGAGGGCAAGGACACGCGCGCGGCCGAUGUCGUGGUCAACGAGAUCAAGGCGGCCGGCGGUAAGGCCGUGGCCAACUAUGACAGCGUCGAGAACGGCGACCGCAUCAUCGAGACGGCCAUCAAGGCUUUCGGCCGCAUCGACGUGCUCAUCAACAACGCCGGCAUCCUGCGCGACAUCAGCUUCAAGAACAUGAAGGACGAGGACUGGGACCUCAUCUUCAAGGUCCACGUUAAGGGCUCCUACAAGUGUGCCCGCGCCGCUUGGCCGUACUUCCGCAAGCAGAAGUACGGCCGCAUCAUCAAUACCUCGUCGGCCGCUGGUCUGUUUGGCAACUUCGGCCAGACCAACUACUCGGCUGCCAAGCUCGCCAUGGUCGGCUUCACCGAGACCCUCGCCAAGGAGGGUGCCAAGUACAACAUCCUGUGCAAUGUCAUUGCCCCCGUUGCUGCCAGCCGCAUGACUGAGACCAUCAUGCCCCCGGAUGUUCUGGCUCUCAUGAAGCCCGAGUGGGUUGUGCCCCUCGUCGCUGUCCUGGCUCACCCCAGCAACACCAGCGAGUCCGGCUCCAUCUUCGAGGUCGGCGGUGGUCACAUCGCCAAGCUGCGCUGGGAGCGCUCGCAGGGUCUGCUGCUCAAGUGCGACGAGACCUUCACCCCCGGUGCCGUCUUGAAGAAGUGGGACCGCAUCGUCGACUUCUCCAAUCCCCAGUACCCAACCGGCCCCAACGACUUCCUGGGCCUGCUCGAAGAGUCGCAGAAGCUCGGUCCCAACGAGCAAGGAGAGAAGAUCGACUUUACCGGUCGCGUCGUGAUCGUCACUGGCGGUGGUGCCGGCAUUGGCCGCGCCUACUGCCUGGCUUUUGCCCGCCACGGCGCGUCGGUUGUCGUCAACGAUCUGGUCAAUCCCGAUGACGUCGUCAACGAGAUCCGCAAGAUGGGCGGCAAGGCUGCGCCGGCCAAGUUCUCGGCUGAGGACGGUGAUGCUGUCGUCAAGGCUGCCAUUGACGCCUUCGGCCGCGUCGAUAUCAUCAUCAACAACGCCGGUAUCCUGCGCGACAAGGCCUUCACCAACAUGGACGACAAGAUGUGGGACGACGUUAUGGCCGUCCACGCCCGCGGCACCUACAAGGUCACCAAGGCCGCCUGGCCCUACUUCCUCAAGCAGAAGUACGGUCGUAUUGUGAACACCACCUCGACCUCGGGUAUCUACGGCAACUUUGGCCAGGCCAACUAUGCUGCGGCGAAAUGUGCCAUCCUCGGCUUCAGCCGCGCCCUGGCCCUCGAGGGCGCCAAGUACAACAUCUAUGUCAACACUAUCGCCCCCAACGCCGGCACUGCCAUGACCCGCACCAUCCUCCCCGAGGAGCUCGUCCAGGCUUUCAAGCCCGACUACAUUGCUCCCCUGGUGCUCGCCCUCUGCAGUGACAAGGUCCCGGUCAAGCCGACCGGCGGCCUGUACGAGGUCGGUAGCGGCUGGAUGGGCGCCACCCGCUGGCAGCGCACCGGCGGCCACCAGUUCCCAAUCGACGUGCCCCUGACCCCUGAGGAGGUCCUCAAGAACUGGAAGGAUAUCGUCACGUUUGACGAGCGCGCCGACCACCCCGAGAAGACCCAAGACAGCAUUGGCAAGAUCAUGGCCAACUUUGAGAACCGCAAGGCCGGCAAGAAGAGUGAGUCGAACCAGUACCUGGAGGCCAUCGAGAAGGCUCUCAAGGUCGAGGGCAAUCCUACCGAAUACAAGUUCACCGAGCGCGAUGUCGUGCUGUACAACCUUGGUAUUGGCGCCAAGCGCACCGAUCUGCGCUAUGUCUAUGAGGGCAACGAGGACUUCCAGCCCGUGCCCACCUUCGGCGUCAUCCCGCCCUUCAACGUCGAGAUGCCCUACAACCUCGAGGAGCUCGUGCCCAACUACUCCCCGAUGAUGCUGCUCCACGGCGAGCAGUUCCUCGAGAUCAAGAAGUACCCCAUCCCCACUUCGGGCACCCUUGUCUCGCGCGCUCGCCUGCUCGAGGUUGUUGACAAGGGCUCCGCCGCCAUCGUCCGCUCCGGUGUCACCACCGUCGACGCUGCCACCGGCGAAGAGCUCUUCUACAACGAGAUGGUCGUCUUCCUCCGCGGCUCUGGCGGUUUUGGAGGAAAGAAGAAGCCUGCUGACCGCGGCGCCGCCACCGCUGCUAAUAAGCCCCCUGCUCGUGCGCCCGAUGCAGUGGUUGAGGAGAAGACGACCGAGGAGCAGGCUGCGCUGUAUCGGUUGAGUGGCGACUACAACCCUUUGCACAUCGACCCAGCGUUUGCGGCGGCCGGUGGGUUCAAGGUGCCCAUCCUGCACGGGCUGUGCUUCUUUGGGAUUGCAGGGAAGGCCGUGUAUGAGAAGUACGGGAAGAUUAAGAAUAUUAAGGUUAGGUUUGCAGGGACUGUUCUGCCGGGGCAGACGUUGGUGACGGAAAUGUGGAAGGAGGGCGACAAGAAGGUCGUGUUCCAGACUAAGGUGAAGGAGACGGGGAAGGUUUGUAUCGGGGGCGCUGCGGCGGAGUUGUAUUAA
Molecule: messenger RNA, 2679 nt
Organism: Thermochaetoides thermophila DSM 1495
Lineage: Eukaryota; Fungi; Ascomycota; Sordariomycetes; Sordariales; Chaetomiaceae
Product: peroxisomal hydratase-dehydrogenase-epimerase-like protein
Exons: 4
Coding region: 1-2679 (892 amino acids)
Molecular function (GO): oxidoreductase activity
Source: RefSeq, a predicted model, not a curated record